CCAAGGCCGGGAGGAUGACCUUGACUGGGAGCAGGUCAUCGCCCGAGAGAAGCCCUCCCCGGAUCCCUGGACGCCCUCAGGCCCCGCCUUCAUGAUGGUGAACACGUCGGGCCGCUUCGCCGGCCAGAAGGCCCUGCUGCUGACGCCCCAGCUGAAGGAGAACGACACCCACUGCGUCCUCUUCCACUACUACGUUGGAGGCCGGGACAACAGCCGGCCCGGCCAGCUCAACGUCUACAUCAAGGAGAACAACAGCCCUCUGGGCAUGCCUAUCUGGAACGUCUCUGGCCCCGCCACCCGCACCUGGGGCCAGGUGGAGCUGGCCGUCAGCACCUACUGGCCCAACUUCUACCAGAUUGUGUUUGAAGUGGUUACCUCGGGCCAGCGGGGUGUGCUGGCCAUCAAAGAUGUCGCCGUCCAGGGCCAUCAAUGCAUGAACACGCCUCACUUCCUGACCAUAAAGGGUGUGGAGGUCAAUGCUGGACAGACCGCUUCUUUCCACUGCACUGUCAAUGGUCGCAAGAGGGACAACUUUCACCUCUGGCUCCAGGGCAUCGGUGGACGCGAGGCCCCCAUGAAGGCCACUAAACCUUGGAACAACCGCCGCUUCAUAGGCACUUUCGAUGUGGAGAACACCACCAAGGGCGACUCGGGCCGCUACCGCUGCAUCGUCCACUCGGACAAAGGGGUUGGAGUGUCCAAUUACGGAGAACUCACUAUAAAACAGCCACCGGUGCCCAUCGCCCCCCCCCAGCUGACGGCCGUGGGGGCCACCUACCUCUGGAUCCAGCUCAACGCCAACUCCAUCAACGGCGACGGCCCCAUCAUCGACCGAGAGGUGGAGUACCGCACGGUCUCCGGCACCAUGUACGACCUGCAGCCCGUGGACAAGACCACCCACAAGAUCGGCCACCUGGACCCUGACACCGAGUACGAGAUCAGCGUGCUGCUGACUCGGCCCCUGGAGGGAGGGACAGGGGCCCCCGGGCCCCCGCUCAGAGCCAGGACCAAAUGUGCCGAGCCGAUGCACGGCCCCCAGAAGCUGGAGGUGACGGACGUCCAGUCGCGGCAGGUGACCCUCCGCUGGGAGCCGCUGGGCUACAACGUGACCCGCUGCCACAGCUACAACCUCACGGUGCACCUCCGCUACCGGGUGGUGGUGGCCGGCGGCGGCGGCUCCAAGGAGGAGAGCCGCGAGGAGGUGUGCUACGACGCGCAGAGCCCCCGCAGCCCCCAGCACACCCUGCACAACCUGACGCCCUUCACCAACCUCAGCGUGCGGCUGGUGCUCAGCAACCCGGAGGGGGUGAAGGAGAGCGGGGAGCUGGAGAUGCAGACGGACGAGGACGUGCCAGGAGCCGUGCCUCUGGAGUCCAUCCAGGGCAGCGCCUACGAGGAGAAGAUCGUGCUGAAGUGGAGGGAACCGGCGCACACGUACGGCAUAAUCACUCAGUACGAGAUCUCCUACAAGGCGGUGAGCUCCUUCGACCCCGAGCUGGACCUGUCCAACCAGAGCGGCAAGGUGAUGAAGCUGGGCAACGAGAGCACCCACAUGUUCACCGGACUCUACCCGGGCUCCACCUACUCCUUCACCCUCCGCGCCAGCACCGCCAAGGGCUACGGCCCGCCCGUCAUCACCCAGUUCACCACCAAGAUCUCAGCCCCCUCGAUGCCCACCUACGACAAGGAGACCUCCCUGAACCAGAGCGACACCACGGUGACGGUGCUACUCAAGCGAGCCCAGAGCAGAGGGGCUCCAGUGAGUGCCUACCAGGUGGUGGUGGAGGAGGAGAGGCCUCGGCGGGCGCGCGGCACGGCCGAGAUCCUUCGCUGCUACCCGGUGCCCAUCCACUUCCAGAACGCCACGGCGCUCAACUCGCCGUACUACUUCACCGCCCAGUUCCCGGCCGGCGGCGUCCAGGCGGCGCAGCCCUUCACCGUGGGGGACAACAAGACGUACAACGGCUACUGGAACGCCCCGCUGCUGCCCCAGAAGAGCUACAGCGUCUACUACCAGGCCGUCAGCACGGCCAACGGGGAAACCAAAAUCGACUGUGUCCGAGUCGCCACCAAAGCCGCCAUUCUGGUGACGCAGCUCACCACGCCCUACGUCCGCAUCGUGCCAGCCGCCGGUGACAGCCAGCUCACAGGCGCGGCGACCCACAAGCCCGACGCGGUGGAGCCGGAGAAGCAGACGGAUCACACGGUGAAGAUCGCCGGGGUCAUCGCCGGCAUCCUGCUCUUCGUCAUCAUCUUCCUCGGGGUGGUGCUCCUGAUGAAGAAAAGGAAGCUGGCGAAGAAGCGCAAGGAGACGAUGAACAGCACGCGGCAGGAGAUGACGGUGAUGGUCAACUCCAUGGACAAGAGCUACACGGAGCAGGGCACCAACUGCGACGAGGCGCUGUCCUUCAUGGACACACACAACCACACGCUCACCGCCCGCACUGGGUCUUCGCCUUCCUCCUUCACGCUGGCGAAAUCCAACACUCUGACUACCUCCAUUCCCCCCAACACUUACUACCCAGCUGAUCCAUUUGUGCCAACUGCUAUUCUAGUCCCCAUUAAUGACGAGAGCCAGACCAUGGGCAGCGACACCAGCAGCCUGGUGCAGUCCCACACCCACUCGUCGCUGCGGAAGCGGGAGCCCGUGGACGUGCCCUACCAGACGGGCCAGCUGCACCCGGCCAUCCGCGUGGCCGACCUCCUGCAGCACAUCACCCAGAUGAAGUGCUCCGAGGGCUACGGCUUCAAGGAGGAGUACGAGAGUUUCUUCGAAGGACAGUCGGCGCCCUGGGACUCUGCCAAAAAGGACGAGAACCGCAUGAAGAACCGAUACGGGAACAUCAUCGCAUGUGCGUGUAAGACGGCGCCGGGGGCCCACUCCGGGUGGUCCGCUCUGCGUGUAUUAGAGUUAAGCUCUUCAUACAUUCCAACUCUACUUUCUAACUUUUUCUCUCUUGGCUUUCUUUUCCUUUUUUUCCUGCAGGGCUACCACAGGCCAAAUCACUACAUCGCUACACAAGGCCCUAUGCAGGAGACAGUCUUUGACUUCUGGAGGAUGGUUUGGCAGGAGAACACAGCCGCCAUCGUCAUGGUGACCAACCUGGUGGAGGUGGGCAGGGUCAAGUGCUGCAAGUACUGGCCCGACGACACAGAGAUCUACCGGGACAUCAAGGUGACGCUGAUCGAGACGGAGCUGCUGUCGGAGUACGUCAUCAGGACCUUUGCCGUGGAGAAGAGAGGCGCCCACGAGAUCAGGGAGAUACGACAGUUCCACUUCACGGGCUGGCCGGACCACGGCGUGCCCUACCACGCCACAGGGCUGCUGGGCUUCAUCCGCAGGGUCAAGUCCAAGACCAUGACCAACGCCGGGCCAAUGGUGGUCCACUGCAGUGCGGGGGCGGGCCGGACCGGCUGCUUCAUAGUGAUUGACAUCAUGCUGGACAUGGCUGAGAGAGAGGGCGUGGUGGACAUCUACAACUGUGUGAGGGAGCUACGCUCACGCAGAGUCAACAUGGUCCAGACAGAGGAGCAGUACGUCUUCAUCCACGACGCCAUCUUGGAGGCGUGUCUCUGCGGGGACACCACCAUCCCGGCCAAUCAGCUGCGCUCGGUCUACUACGACAUGAACCGCCUGGACCCGCAGACCAACUCCAGCCCCAUUAAAGAGGAGUUCAGGACCCUGAACAUGGUGACCCCCACCCUGCGGGUGGAGGACUGCAGCAUCGCCCUGCUGCCGCGGAACCACGAGAAGAACCGCUGCAUGGACGUGCUGCCGCCGGACCGCUGCCUGCCCUUCCUCAUCACCAUCGACGGGGAGAGCUCCAACUACAUCAACGCCGCCCUCAUGGACAGCUAUAAGCAGCCAUCUGCGUUCAUCGUGACCCAGCACCCCCUCCCCAACACGGUGAAGGACUUCUGGAGGCUGGUGCUCGACUACCACUGCACCUCCAUCGUGAUGCUCAACGACGUGGACCCCGCCCAGUUGUGUCCACAGUACUGGCCAGAGAACGGCGUUCACCGCCACGGACACAUCCAGGUGGAGUUCGUGUCCGCUGACCUCGAGGAGGACAUCAUCAGCAGAAUAUUCCGGAUUUACAACGCUGCCCGGCCCCAGGAUGGCUACCGCAUGGUGCAGCAGUUCCAGUUCCUGGGCUGGCCCAUGUACCGGGACACGCCCAUGUCCAAACGCUCCUUCCUCAAGCUCAUCCGACAGGUGGACAAGUGGCAGGAGGAGUACGACGGGGGAGAGGGACGCACCGUGGUGCACUGUCUGAACGGCGGCGGGCGCAGCGGCACCUUCUGCGCCAUCAGCAUCGUGUGUGAGAUGCUGCAGCACCAGCGCACCGUGGACGCCUUCCACGCCGUGAAGACCCUGCGCAACAACAAGCCCAACAUGGUGGACCUCCUGGAGCAGUACAAGUUCUGCUACGAAGUCGCCCUGGAGUACCUGAACUCUGCAUGAGCCCUCGUCCCGGACACACAAAACGCACACGCACACACACACACACACACACAUACACACACCCAAGCCCGAUUGAAAAAAAAAGAAUCCUAAUAAUGAUAAGGUGGACGGGUUGUCACCUGUCACAUGUGAAGGCCUCUGGAAGAGGGAGGUGUGUGUGUGUGUGUGGGCGCACACCAGAGCAGGUGCCAGACCU
Gadus chalcogrammus (walleye pollock) is the source of this 4661-nucleotide messenger RNA. RefSeq names its product receptor-type tyrosine-protein phosphatase mu-like. NCBI's taxonomy places the organism in Eukaryota, Metazoa, Chordata, Actinopteri, Gadiformes, Gadidae. Gene Ontology annotation, cellular component: membrane. The record is from RefSeq and is a predicted model, not a curated record. The transcript has 32 exons. Bases 92 to 4465 code for a protein of 1457 amino acids. Gene Ontology annotation, molecular function: protein binding; protein tyrosine phosphatase activity. Gene Ontology annotation, biological process: protein dephosphorylation.